Molecule: messenger RNA, 3030 nt
Organism: Cordyceps militaris CM01
Lineage: Eukaryota; Fungi; Ascomycota; Sordariomycetes; Hypocreales; Cordycipitaceae
Product: endo-1,3-beta-glucanase Engl1
Exons: 3
Coding region: 1-3030 (1009 amino acids)
Cellular component (GO): cell surface
Molecular function (GO): endo-1,3(4)-beta-glucanase activity; glucan endo-1,3-beta-D-glucosidase activity
Source: RefSeq, a predicted model, not a curated record
AUGCGAUUUUCUACGGCGUUGCUAUGUGGCGAGGCACUGACAUUGGUGGGAGCGUCAGGUAUUGCCCGCGGUCACUCUUUGUUCUCGAGAGCAAACCGCCCGACGGUCACAAAGACGGUGACGAUCCUCGAGACGGCCGUGUCGGACUGCCCUGUUCCUACAUACACAGUUUGCCCCGAGGACGACCUCUUCGCUUUUGCUCAAGUUGGAUCGAGCACGAGUCUUCGCACCAUCUCGGCAACACCCUCUGCAGUCGUCUACAACGUGUCCCGCACCGUCAAGAUCAAGACGAUUACGAUCACCGACACGGCGACCGUCUGCUCCCUUCCGGCCCUCACAGGUGUCGAGCCGCAGACAACUGGUGUCUUGAACACUGAGCUUGGCGAACCUGGACAGCCCACCCAGACACCUCUUUUAACUUCGUCUAUCCCUACCUUGUCAUCUCUACCGACAUUUACGAGCACGCAGUCUGUGCAGACUACGCCUGCGGAGACUACCCCCGCGGAGACUACGCCUGCUGCCGAGUCAUCGAAUGCUAUUCUGAGCAAGGUCAAUUUCGGCUCUGACGCGAGUGUUGCGCCCUUUCCACUGCCGAACUCGACUUUCAUCGCUGGUACAGGUUUUGCGACGGGCACAGGCGGGAAUCAACUCCGACCUACGGGCUCAAUAAGCUCCACCAGCGGUCUAAGCUCAUCAACCAGUCUAAGAUCAUCAACCAGCCUGAGUUCAUCAUCCAGCCUCAGCUCAUCACCCAGCCUGAGCUCAUUAAGCAACACAACCAGUAUCAGCACACCAGUGCCUAGCUCGACAAGUCUUAACGCGACAGAUCCCACCACCAGCACCACCUCGACAAAGGAAGACUGGGACUCUUCAGCCAUGGAGCUGGGAGACAUUUUCACCGUUCCCAUAGACAUCAAGCCGCUACCUCGCCAGUUCUCAUCUCGGCCCGAUCACCCAGUCCCCCGGACCGGUAUCCAGACCAGGGGGCCGCUUCAGACCAACAAGUUUUACUCCAACCUAUUCCUGGGAAACCAAAGAGAUCCCGUUUACACUUACCCAUACUCGGUGUCAUGGGUUGACGGCACCGGCGUCAGUGGUAGCUAUGGUAUGGCUUGCUCGCACAUCGACGAGAAGCAACGUGUGUUUGGGCCGUCCAAGUUUAAUGUCUCGGCGUCUUACUUCAUCAACCCCAUCGGCAUCCAUUCGAUGAUUAUCUCGGCCAGAGAGCUUGACAAGGGCACCAAGAUGACCUUGGACAGCAUGACGGCAUCGUCGAUCCGUGCGCAUCUGAGCUCGAGCACCUCAUCCAAGCCACUGGUCUCAUUCCCUCUGGUCCAAGGCAUGGCAUACAUCACGGCUGAAUACAACGGUGCGACACCACUUCUCCAAACUGGCGUGUUCUUCCGAAAUAUGACUCGGUCCACACAGAAGCCCAAGAAGGACGUUACAAAACACAGCUUUCUGUUGGAAGAUGGCACGACGUGGCGCGUCUACGGCUACAAGACGAAAGGAGACGACCUCGACUUACAAGUCCUCAAUAAUGGAGUGGCCACGUCGGCAAAGCCUUUCUACGGCAUCAUCCAGGUUGUGAAGGAAUCCACGACCACAAACUCGGACGAAGAAAGCAAGCUCCUGGAUCAGGGUGCAGGAAUCUACCCGGUUACCAUGAACCUGUCUGGCGGUGUGAAUGGAGCGGCUGGAAACUACCAAUUUAACUUUGAAAAGCGUGGCCAUCAGGAUGGCGAGCUUUUGAUGUUUGCGCUGCCUCAUCAUGUGCAAUCUUUCGACAAGCCCACAUUGGGCCUGCGUGCAAAGACUGUUUCGCUCAUGACACCGACCAAAGGUAGAGCCGCGCUGGUGCAAGGCACAAAGUGGAACAUGGUAGAGCCUUCGAUGCCGGUCAAGCUUGGCUUCGACCCCUACGACGCUCAGAAGGGAUCCAUGAACAAGCUGUCCAAGAGCGCAAAGUCGACCAUCAAGGCUGCUGCUUCCAAGGAGCUUUUGCAAGACAUGAUUACGGCAACCGACCUCGACUCAAUGUAUUUUAGCGGCAAAGCGCUGGCCAAGUAUGCGUUCCUGCUAUAUGUCAUCAAUGACAUGCUCGGGGAGACGAAGCUUGCGCAAACUGGGCUGGGGCAGCUCAAGGCAGCGUUUGGCAGAUUUGCCGACAACAAGCAAAAGUAUCCGUUGGUGUACGAAACAGCUUGGGGGGGCGUUGUAUCGACUGGAGCCUACAAGACCGGACAGGCACUGGAAGACUUUGGCAACACGUACUACAACGACCACCACUUCCACUAUGGAUAUCACAUCUUGGCGGCUGCGGUGAUUGGGCAUUUGGACCCAAGCUGGAUCGCCAAGAACAAGGACUAUGUCAACAUGCUGGCGCGAGAUACAUCGAACCCGAGCGGCAAAGAUGCCAUCUUCCCGGAGUGGCGAUCGUUUGACUGGUAUCAUGGCCACAGCUGGGCGACGGGUUUGUAUGCGUCGCUGGAUGGCAAGAACCAGGAAUCGAGUUCGGAAGAUAUGAUGCAUGCGUAUGGUCUGAAGAUGUGGGGCCAGGUAUCUCGAAACGCGCCCCUGGAAGCUCGGGCGAAUUUGCAGCUGGCCAUUACGGCACGAAGCCUGCAACAGUACUACCUGUAUGAGGAGGACAACACGAUCCAGCCCGCGGAAUUUAUUGGAAACAAGGUGGCGGGUAUCCUGUUUGAGAACAAGAUUGAUCACACGACGUUCUUUGGCAACGAGAUUGAAUACAUCCAAGGUAUUCACAUGAUUCCAAUCUUGCCAGUGUCGACGGUGGCGAGAAGGUCCAAGUUUGUCAAGGAAGAGUGGGAGGCAUUCUUCAGCAACGGGCGGGUGGACAAGAUCGACAACGGCUGGAAGUCUCUUUUGCUUGGCAACCUUGCGACGAUUGAGCCCAAGGAGGCGUUUGAGGUACUCAGUGGGAAGACAUUUGACAGCAGGUGGUUGGAUGGCGGCGUCUCGCUGACCUGGCUGCUGGCGUACUCUGCUGCUCUCGGCGGGUUGUAA